UAACCGCGGCAACUGAACCACCAUUAACAAAGAGUAGAGUUACAUUCUUCACCAAAUUUAAUUAAUGAAAAAUAAAUUCAAAAUAUUUAAAGUAAUUUUUAUUUUUAAACUGUGGUCUCACCUUUACAUCCUACCAUUUUCACCAUGAAUUUAAAGAAAAAGAAAGCCCAGGAGAUUGGUUUGCGGUUGAGGACUCUUUUGAAAUUGCCUAAAGCUCAUAAAUGGGUUUGCUAUGAGUGUUUUUAUGGCAACAUUGAUCAGCCACUUUUUCUUGGUAAAAAUGAUUUUCAAAUUUGUCUAGAGGAAACUUUUCCUCAUCUCAAGACUCGGUCUCUUAAACGAGCGGAAUGGAGUAAAAUUCGAAGGAUGAUGGGAAAACCAAGACGGUGUUCUGAGGCGUUCUUUGCAGAGGAAAGGAACGCUCUCAAUCUUAAGCGCAAAAAGAUACGCAUCUUGCAAUCCCAAAAAGUUGUUGAUAUUGAACAAUUUCGUGAUUUACCAGAAAAUAUUCCUUUAAGUUUGGUUAUAGGAGCAAAGGUUACCGCCAUUUUAAGAAAACCCCAAGAAGGACUUUUCAUGGGUAUUAUCGAUGCUGUUGAUAUGACACAUGGCAUGUACAGAAUAACAUUUGACAGACAUGGUAUUGGUACCCAUUCAGUUCCUGAUUAUGAAGUUAUAAGUAAUGAUCCACCAACAUAUAUCGCUUUGUCAUCAUUCCAGUCUAAAGUACGACCCAGGUUACCCAUGUUUGCAUCAUCAAGAUUUUUACAACUUUUAGGUACCCAAGUAGCUCAAGCAUUAAACGAUCGCGACCCCCUUCUUAGUAGUCCUGUUUCCCCAAGUCAAAUCAAACAAGAGCCACAUUUUACAUCAACAAACACCAACAAUUACGAAGACGAAGGUACCCUUGGAGGCUUCCCUAUCAAAUUUCUUGCUCUUCUAGUUAGACUGACAAAAAUACUGAAUAUCAAAAAACGGACAAUUUUUGAAUUGAAAGCUAUGAAUACAGAGGCGGAAAAGAUGAGAUCGCUGCAAGAUCCCAUAACUCGUGGUUUUAAAAAGCAAUAUGCACAUCUAAUAUUGACGCUAGAAAAACUUAAUAUCUCUCUUGAUGAGCAUCUGAAAGCAGUUCAACAUUUUACAGCAGAAUUAUUCAAAUCAUCCAACUUACCCUCCGUUGCUGAACCAAACAAUAUAAAGGAGAAACAUCUUCGCCAAGCCAAGGAUACAAUUUCCAAAGUUUCAUCUUCAUUUGAUGUCAAAUCCGAAGCAUCAUUGAAUCUCAUCACUGAACUUCUAGGUUUGAUGCUGCAAUUAAAAAGUUUUGCCGAGAUCGAGGUUGGUUCACAAGAAUUGCAAUCUCUUGAAAAUAGUUUGAAGGACGCUAAAAAACUGGUUAAUCAAAUUAAUCAUAGCCAUUUUGAAAGCCAAGCGCAAGUGCCUAUUGCCUUCAUGCAGUCAUCAUUGAGUCAUCUUGGAAAUCUUGGGGCUUUUGCUGAAUCGGCUACGAUAUGCAACAAUCUUGUAACUUAAUUAUGCUUAAGCUAACAACAUGAGAAAAUCCUUUAUCGCCAUCAUAAAAUAAAAACACGAUUUAACUAAUCAAAUUUUACAGAACAAACAAAACCUUUGCUUGUCUCUUCACAAUA
Tetranychus urticae (two-spotted spider mite) is the source of this 1649-nucleotide messenger RNA. RefSeq names its product protein lin-9 homolog. Lineage: Eukaryota; Metazoa; Arthropoda; Arachnida; Trombidiformes; Tetranychidae. Gene Ontology annotation, biological process: reproductive process; regulation of transcription by RNA polymerase II; regulation of cell cycle. Gene Ontology annotation, cellular component: nucleoplasm; transcription repressor complex. The record is from RefSeq and is a predicted model, not a curated record. Gene Ontology annotation, molecular function: DNA binding.